Protomyces lactucae-debilis is the source of this 477-nucleotide messenger RNA. Its product is annotated as RNA polymerase I-specific initiation factor-domain-containing protein. The transcript has a single exon. Gene Ontology annotation, biological process: transcription initiation at RNA polymerase I promoter; nucleolar large rRNA transcription by RNA polymerase I. Lineage: Eukaryota; Fungi; Ascomycota; Taphrinomycetes; Taphrinales; Protomycetaceae. The record is from RefSeq and is a predicted model, not a curated record. Gene Ontology annotation, cellular component: RNA polymerase I core factor complex. Gene Ontology annotation, molecular function: RNA polymerase I general transcription initiation factor activity; TBP-class protein binding; RNA polymerase I core promoter sequence-specific DNA binding. The annotation marks the transcript as partial.
UCCCAACGGUAUCAGCAUGUGGAGGUCCUGGUGACACUCAUCCAUCGCUGUAUACAGACGCGAGAAUGGGAACGUGCACUAAGGGGUUUCAGCUUGCUCCUUCGUGUUCCUGAUGUCGACAUCAAGCUCUGCUACGACAUGGGACUAGAGAUUCUACUGCACACAGAAAAGGAGAAGGCCAUUGAGUACCUCUCUCGCUUGAUUGUUGCCUUCCCACCCCUCACGCAUGGUACAAUUCUGCGCAUGGAAGGGCAUCAAACGCCGCGCGCUGAGGUAUUCGUUCGGAUCUUGACAGUCCAUCGCAUUCAUCAGGGACGAUUUCACGAAGCGGUGGAUGCAUUGGAUCAAUGGCUGCUCGUACCGCCUUUUCGAGACGAUCGACAGCUCUGGCAGCUGUAUGUGGCUAUUUGCAAAGAGUUGGAGGAUCAAGCCCGGCAGGCAGAUGAUGCAGCUGGUCGUGUCAAGUGGAAGUCGAAG